This is a messenger RNA of Camelina sativa (false flax), 4070 nucleotides long. Its product is annotated as DEMETER-like protein 3. Gene Ontology annotation, biological process: DNA repair; chromosomal 5-methylcytosine DNA demethylation pathway. NCBI's taxonomy places the organism in Eukaryota, Viridiplantae, Streptophyta, Magnoliopsida, Brassicales, Brassicaceae. Gene Ontology annotation, molecular function: DNA demethylase activity; DNA N-glycosylase activity. The record is from RefSeq and is a predicted model, not a curated record.
AACAGAGUCGCCCCCUGUUGAAGCCUCGAGAUUUUUUUUUUUUUUUCUUUCUUCUUCCCCUAAACCUCUUUCUCACCCCCGAAACCUCCAUAACUAAUUUGGUAAGGUAGGAGAUAGAGAAACGAUGGAGAUUGUUCCAAAGACUCCCGAAAAACCUAAAUUAUUAUUUACUAAAUAUUAUGUGAGACGAAAAUCCAUUAAGUCGAAAAUCUUUGGUUCUGUAAUUUCUCCACUAGAAAUAGAUCCUCCUCCUCCUCAUAAACAAGAGCUUCAACAAGAUAAUUCACAAAGCACUGACCAAAAAGAGGAGAAGAAGAAGAAUUCAGAUGAAGAGCGUCAAAGAAAGUGUCAUGAGUCAGAUAUUUUUCAAGGUGAUGAUUCACAACAUGUUACUGGAAAAAGAAAGAGAAAUAAUUCAAAAGAGACCCCAAAAAAGAUGAGGUAUCAUAGACCUCGGAUCAUGGAAGAAGGGAAAAAACCAAGGAAUCCCACCACUACUCGACUCAGAACUAUAUCCAAGAAGAAAGGCAAGAAAAAGGACAACAACAAUGCCAGUGAAGAUGAUGAAGUUGUUAUUAUACCCGAGCCUCCAACUCCACAAAAGCAAACUAGAAGUAAAACUGAGAAGACUAAAAGAAAUGUGGCUCGAGCUUUGAAAAAAGACAACAACAACAACAACAACAACGCCAGUGAAGAUGAUGAAGUUAUUAUAGCCGAGCCUCCAACUCCACAAAAGCAGCAAAGUAGAAGUAAAACUGAGAAGAAGCCUAAAAAAAGAAAUGUGGCUCGAAGUUUGAAUUUUAAUCAUCUUAGUUGUCUUGAGCUCGACAGAAUUUGUGGACCAACUUUUCCAAAGGGGAGAAAGAGGAUGACUCCAGCUCGUAGAUCUGAUUUCCACUGUUUGAUAUCUCCCUACUCAUUUCCUCUACCUAUUUGGAAAAAGCAAUCAGUAAGGUCUAACCGUAGGAAAAACGUGGUGAGAUGGUUUAGAAUUGCUUUGUCUCUUGAACUGCAAGAGCAAGAGGAGACCCUACCUUUAGUUGGCAGGCUCUUAUCUCGAGCAGAUGUUUCUUUGCACAUUGAAGACAAGACUAGUUAUGUAGCACCAAAGAUGGAUUAUGCAUUCAAUAACAGAACUAAAGAUAUUGUUGAGCCGUUAAUCCAACAAAGGAAUCAUCAAAAUGAUAAUGACUUUUCACCUAUAUCAGAAGUUCCUUUGCAGAUUAAAGACUCACCCAUGAGACAAGUUAGUUGUGUAGUCCCAAAGAAAAGCAAAAAAAGUACUAAGAACAUCGUUGGGAAAAAAAUCAAACAAAGGAGUUAUCAGAAAGAUCACGGUCUCUCAUCCUUAGCAGAUGUUCCUUUGCACAUUGAAGACACGACUAGUAAUGUAGCAUUAAAGAUGGAUUCUGCAUUCAAUAACAGAACUAAAGAUAUUGUUGAGCCGCUAAUCCAACAAAGAAAUCAUCAAAAAGAUAAUGACGUUUCACCUAUAUCAGAAGUUCCUUUGCAGAUUAAAGACUCACCCAUGAGACAAGUUAGUUGUGUAGUCCCAAAGAAAAGCAAAAAAAUGACUAAGAACAUCGUUAGGAAUUUAAUCCAACAAAUGACUUAUCAGAAAGAUCACGGUCUCCCAUCCUUGGCAGAUGUUCCUUUGCACAUUGAAGACACACUCAUGAGAUCUGCUAGUGAUGUACCCGUAAGACGAGAAAAAACUAAGGAUAUUGCUAAGUUAAUCAAAGAAAUGAGGAGAUUAAAUAUCAACAAAAGGGUAACAACAACGUUGAUCGAAUCUGGCAAAAAACUUGUUACUGCAAAGGUUAAACUUGAUACAGAGACCAUUAAAGAGUGGGAUCGCUUAAUGGUGAAUAAAUCACAUGCUGACAAUCAAACAAAUGCCGGGUGGGAACAAAAAAGGGAGAACUUCAAAGGUCCUAUAGAUCUUUUCAUUAGUCGGAUGCAUCUUCUACAAGGCGAUAGAAAGUUUAAGCAGUGGAAAGGCUCGGUUGUUGACUCAGUGGUUGGAGUUUUCUUGACACAAAAUGUUUCUGACUACCUUUCAAGCAACGCUUUCAUGAGUGUGGCUGCAAAUUUUCCCGCGAAUGCAAGAGAAUGUUUAGAUCCUCUAGCAUACUACAUUGAGGAACCUGAAGAUGUUAAUGACUCAAUUCUUGAUGACCAAGAACCAACUCAUAUAGGAAACGAUGAUGAUGCUAAGAAUUCUCAGUUCAUCACCUUAUCUAAGGAUUCAAUACCAGAGGUAGAAGAACAUGAGAAAACUGCAAAAAGGAAAAACAAAAAAACCGGUAUUAUGGAAGAUGCGACUGUUGAUUGGGAGACUAUUAGAAGGACGUACACAAAAGAAAGAUCUCGACACAAAAUGCAUAUGGACACUGUGAAUUGGAAUGAUGUGAGAUUAUCUGGCGAAAAAGUUUUCGAAGACAUCAUCAGACAACGAGGGCAAUUCCAGAUUCUUUCAGGAAGAAUUUUGAAAUUUCUCAGAGAUGAAGUUAGACAAAAUGGAACUAUUGAUCUUGAAUGGCUCCGAGAUGCUCCACCAGAUCUAGUGAAGAGAUAUCUAUUGGAUAUUGAAGGGAUAGGACUAAAGAGUGCUGAAUGUGUACGACUGUUAGGAAUUAAACAUUCUGCAUUUCCGGUUGACACAAAUGUUGGUCGUAUAGCAGUUAGACUUGGUUGGGUUCCUCUUGAACCUUUACCAGAUGGAAUUCAAAUGCAUCAACUAUCCCAGUACCCUUCAAUGGAUUCGAUUCAACAAUACCUUUGGCCACGACUAUGUAAACUUCCUCAAGAAACUCUAUAUGAACUACAUUAUCAGAUGAUAACAUUUGGAAAGGUUUUCUGCACAAAGGCUCUUCCUAACUGUAAUGCGUGUCCAAUGAAGUCCGAAUGCAAAUAUUUUGCAAGUGCAUAUGUCAGUUCUAAGAAUCUUCUCGAAGGUCCAGCAGAGAAGACGCAUGAUGAGCCUGAUACUUUUAAACAUGCAUGUUCUCAAGAUGUUGACGUUAACAUGACAUCAAAUAUAAAUCUGAUAGAGGAAUGUGCUUCUCCCAGAUGUAGCGAGCAACAUAUAUGUUGUAAGCCAUUGGUUGAGUUUCCUUCUUCUCCAAGACCGGAGAUUCCCGAGUUAGGAGACAUUGAAGAUUUUCCAUGGAGAAAUACUUAUCAGCGAUAUGCUAGAAUUCCUGAAAUUGAUAUUGACUUGGAUGCAUUGAAGAAAAAUGUAGAGGAUGCACUUGUAGAAGGUGGAAAGAUAUUGAGCAGUUCUGUUGAAGAAAUAUCAAAAGCUAUAGUACUUCUCACCCCUGAAAAUGCAUGCAUUCCAAUCAAACCACCCCGAAAAAUUAAGUAUUAUGGUCGACUAAGAACUGAGCAUGUGGUAUAUGUGCUUCCUGACAAUCAUAAGCUUCUCGAUGAUUUUGAGAGAAGAGAACUUGAUGAUCCGAGUCCCUACCUUCUUGCGAUUUGGCAACCAGGUGAAACGUCAAACUCGUUCACUCAACCAAAAAAAAAGUGUGACUCUGACGGAUCAGAAUUAUGCAAGAGAAAGACUUGUUCGUAUUGUUGGAGUAUACGUGAACAAAGCUCUAACACUUUUUGUGGAACAAUUUUGAUUCCAUGUAGAACUGCAAUGCGAGGGGGUUUCCCACUCAAUGGAACAUAUUUCCAAACUAAUGAGGUUUUUGCAGAUCAUGAGACAAGUUUAGAACCCGUUGUGUUUCCUAGAGAGUGGUGUGACGGACUAGAAAAACGUGCCAUGUACUGUGGUUCGUCGGUAUCAUCUAUUUUUCGACUUUUAGACACAAGACGGAUUCAACUUUGCUUUUGGACAGGGUAUUUAUGUAUGAGAGCAUUUGAUCGAAAGGAGCGAAUGCCAAAAGAACUUGUCCGAAGACUACACACUCCACCUGUUGGGAGAGGGGCAAAAUACAUGCAUGACGAUGAUAUAUAAUAGUUUAGUUUGUUUUUCUUUUUAGUCUAGUUUUGCUAACUUUUUAAAUUGAAUGACAAAAGAAGCUUUUAUGAUUAAAAAAAACAAAUGGUUUUUCAUA